UAUUCCUCAUAUGACUUCUCGACAAUUAAGAAAAAACACAUGACAUAUUACUUAUUUUCACUCGUCACCAAUAAGAAGCCAUUCAAGAUGAUCACGAACAAUGACAUCGUCGUCCCAAAAACUUAUCGAACUUAAUUUACAAAAAGAAAAAUAACAAUACUCCUAAGCAAGCUCACCAUGCAAAUUCUGCCCCAGGUGUAUUUUAGAUAUAUUAAAAUAUUAAAGAUAUUUUAAAUUGCUACAGAGAGAUAUUUUAAAUUAAUUUUAAUGUCACAAAUUCACUUUAUAAGUGCAUGUCAGAACGUUCAUGAACUAUUUGGACGAGAAAUUUAGUUGCCUAAUAUUUCCGUUUUAAUGUAUUUCGUGAGAUCAAACCCUUUAACAAAAAAAAUGUAUUUCGUGAGAUUUAUAUGAAACAAAAAUUUAGUUGCUUAAUAAGUACAUAUUUGUGAAAGUUCUUUAAUCUAUUGGUUUUAUUUAUUAUUUCUAUAUUAUGAAGUUUAAGUUUUGAAUCCCAAAAAGGUAAAUUAUAAAAUAAAAAUGCUUACAAAAAUUUUUCAACAUUGUAAAAAAAUACAGUUAGACAUAAAUUUUAUAGGAUGGCUUACCGUGAUGUAAUCAGCCCUGAAUCCUAGUAAAUCAUAUAGAAUUAUUGUUAUAGAUGCUUCUUGUUGACCCCCAAAAAAAAUAUGUAAUGCUUCUUAUAGUUUACAAUAAUAUAAUAACCAGCAUAAAAAAAUAUAUAUACAUUUAUAUAAUGUUGUUAUGUAGUCAAUAUUUUCUGUUAAUUUUCAAUUCCUGAAAUUUAUUUGAAAAAUACAUAAACUUGCGUGAAAUAUAAUUUUUACUAUUUCAAACACAAACUAGAGUUUGACCCACACACUUGUGCGGGUGUUAUUUUCAUUUUUGCAUAGAUGUCAAAUAUUAGUUGUACAAUCUCAUAUUUUCUGUUUUGUCCUCCUCUUGUUAACUUCAUAAAUAAACUUUGAUUUUUAUUGAUCAAUGACAUGUUAGAGUUUCUCCCUUUAUGAUAUAUAUGCCUUUGUCUCUUAGUGAGACUACAAUUUCUAAAUUUACUUCCAAAUUAUUUUGUCAUGUUUACAUAUUUAAACUACUCAGUUAAUAAUUUUUGUUUUAAGUAAAAUAUCAUAAAUAUCAAAACCAUAGAAGAAAGAUGUAUCAUUGUUUCUAAAUAUUUUUUUCGUAUUUGUCAUGUCUCCACUUUCUUUCAUCUCCAAAUUUCAUAUGAUUCAAAAAUAAAGAGAUUAAAAAUAAUUUUUGAAAAUUGUUAAUAAUGACACAUAUGUUUAUUAAUUUGGUUGAAUGAAAGGAUUAGAGACACACUUCUAAAUCUUUUGAUAAACGUUUAACAUUUUUAAUUCGUAUUCGAAUCAAUAUUUUUGAAAACAUAUCAUUUCAAACCGACUCAUGGUAUAAAAAUCAGAUAAAAAAUACCCAAAAUUAAAGUAAGUACUAUUGACCAAAAAAUCAAUAUCUUGAAAAAUAUAUCCUACAACAUAUCUUUAUCACAGAUUUUUGCUUUUAUGUUUUAUAUUUGUUUAGGAAAUGAAAGAUUCUAAUAUUUUAUAUUAGCUAAAUAUUGGAUAAUUUGGUGUAGCACAUACGAUUUUAAGGAAACAAUAUCUAUUAUGUAUUUUAUAAUUUCAUUUAUUAAAAUUAUUUAUUGUUAAGAGUAAAAAUAAGAGUGACAUUCACUUAUAAUUCUGCAGGAAAAAUUAUGGUUAUUUCAAAUUUGUACUCCUAUUUUAAUAGUUUAGAUUUUUUGGGAAACAAUAUCUAUUAUGUAUUUUAUAAUUUCAUUUAUUAAAAUUAUUUAUUGUUAAGAGUAAAAAAUAAGUGGCAUUCACUUGUAAUUAUGUAGGAAAAAUUAUGGUUAUUUCAAAUUUGUACUCCUAUAGAUUCAUAAAUUAAGUCAACAUUAUCUGAUUGCGUGUUUCAAGUAACAAAUCAACAUUAUAGCAAUUAUGGCAUCGUAAUUAAUUGUUUCCAAAGAAUAAAGACUUAAGGCAUGGAAGACAGAUGUGGCCAGAGCUCGUGAGGCUCCUGAGUAAAGGCAAAAGUUCGACGGUUACAAAUAUAAUUUUAUUGACCGAAACACAAAUUCUACAAGUAUUAAAAGACAUAUCGCCACAUGCAAUUCUUCAUCAAGAUUCUCAAACUUUAAAGACAACUAAGCAAAUGGAGAUACUAGUUUCAUCGUUGGCUAUAGUUGCUGUAUUGUGGUGGAUAUGGAGAACUGUGGAGUGGGUUUGGAUUAAACCUAAGAUGCUUGAGAGUUUUCUGAGAAGUCAAGGUCUUGUCGGAACUCGCUACACGCCCCUUGUCGGAGAUAUGAGAAGGAAUUUUAGCAUGUUGAACGAAGCAAGAUCAAAACCUAUGAAACCAACGGAUGAUCUCAUUUCAAUUGUCAUGCCUUACUCCUUUCACAUGCUCAACACUUACGGAAAAACUUUUUUCACAUGGUUAGGACCCGUACCAUCCAUCACAAUAAUGAAUCCACAACUGAUCAAAGAAGUGUAUAACAAAGUUCAUGAUUUCCCAAAGACGCACACGUUUCCUUUAGUUGCGUUGAUAGCUGAUGGACUGGCUAAUGCUGAUGGACAUAAGUGGGCUAAGCACCGGAAGAUCAUCAACCCGGCAUUCCACUUUGAGAAGAUCAAGAAUAUGGUCCCUACGUUCCAAAAAAGUUGUAGUGAGGUUGUGUUCGAGUGGGAGAAGCUAGUUUCGGACAAAUGGACCUCCUGUGAGGUUGACGUUUGGCCAUGGAUUGUGAAUUUGACCGGGGAUGUGAUCUCUCGUACCGCUUUUGGUAGCAGUUACAAAGAAGGACAAAGGAUAUUUAUACUACAAGGGGAACUAGCAAAGCUUAUCAUGCAAGCUCAAGGGAAGAAUUACAUCCCUGGAUAUCGGCAUUUCCCAACAAGGAAUAAUAGAAGGAUAAAGACAAUAGUUAGAGAAAUACAAGUUAUACUAAAAGGGAUCAUUAGCAAUAGAGAAAAGGCGAGAGACGCUGGAGAAGCACCAAGUGACGACUUGUUGGGUCUACUUCUUGAAUCAAAUUUAGCGCAAGCUACAGGCAAUGGACUUACCACGGAAGAAAUUUUGGAAGAGUGUAAGUUGUUUUACUUCGCAGGACAAGAGACCACUUCAGUACUUUUGGCUUGGACAAUGGUUUUAUUAAGCCAGCACCAAGAUUGGCAGGCUCAGGCACGAGAGGAAGUGAUUCAAGUUUUUGGUGAUAGAGAACCGGAUAUCGAAGGCAUUAACCAACUCAAAGUUAUGACGAUGAUUGUUUAUGAGGUUCUUAGGCUAUAUCCUCCACUCAUCCAGAUGAACCGAGCGAUCCACAAAGAGAUCAAGCUAGGCGAUCUGACAUUACCAGCUCGCGUUCAAGUCAAUAUGCCUGUUCUGCUAAUCCAUCGCGACACUAAGCUUUGGGGAGAUGAUGCAGCGGAGUUCAAGCCAGAGAGGUUUAAAGAUGGGAUCUCAAAGGCAACAAAGAACCAGGUCUGUUUCUUGCCUUUUGGAUGGGGACCGAGGAUUUGCAUCGGUCAGAACUUUGCUCUGUUGGAGGCAAAAAUUGCGUUGGCUUUGAUCCUAAGGAGAUUCUCCUUCGAGUUAUCUCCCUCUUAUGUGCAUGCGCCUUACACAGUUAUAACAAUUCAUCCACAUUUUGGUGCUCAUCUUAUACUAAAUAAGCUAUGAACUUGUGAUGAUAUCAAAUGAAUUUGCUAUACACAAGGGAAACAAGACUGCGUAGAAGAAAUGAAUCAAAGUCACAUUCAUAAAACCAUGUUUCUAGAAAUCUUCUUUGAUAAACACUCCAUCAUUUUAGUGUA
Molecule: messenger RNA, 3860 nt
Organism: Brassica rapa (field mustard)
Lineage: Eukaryota; Viridiplantae; Streptophyta; Magnoliopsida; Brassicales; Brassicaceae
Product: cytochrome P450 72A15
Molecular function (GO): iron ion binding; heme binding; oxidoreductase activity, acting on paired donors, with incorporation or reduction of molecular oxygen
Source: RefSeq, a predicted model, not a curated record